Molecule: messenger RNA, 3054 nt
Organism: Rotaria sordida
Lineage: Eukaryota; Metazoa; Rotifera; Eurotatoria; Philodinida; Philodinidae
Source: the annotation of a GenBank genome assembly
UAUGAAUCAGCAACAUUUGGAUGCAAUAGAUGGCUUGCUGUUGAUGAAGAUGAUGGACGACUUGUUCGAGAAUUAACUCUUACAACAACAGCACAACAUUUAGAUAAAACGACCUAUAAUAUCAGAAUAAAAACUGGAGAUAUUUUUCAAGCUGGAACUGAUGCUGAUGUAUAUUUGAAAAUUUUUGGUGAAAGCGGUGAUACAGAUAAAAUUCAACUUAGAACAGCUAAUAACACAUCAAAUAAAUUUGAACGAGGACGUAUUGAUCAUUUUACAUUUGAAUUUGAUGAUCUUGGCAAAAUUGAACAUAUAAUUAUUGGACAUAAUGCAAAAAAUUUUGAAGGUAGAUGGUUUCUUGAUUGGAUAGAAAUUGAUAUACCAAUGCGAGGAGAACUUUAUAGAUUUGUCUGUAACCGUUGGUUAGAUAAAAACGAAGCCGAUGGUAAAAUUGAACUUGAUUUAAUACCAUCUGAUAUAAUCAAGAAAAGUCAUGUUAUUCCAUAUGAAGUAACAGUUUUUACUGGUGAUAAAUCGGGUGCUCGUACAGAUGCAGAUGUAUUUAUUCAAAUGUAUGGUUUAAAUGGUAAAACAGAAGAAAUUAUUUUGAAAAAUAAAUCAGAUUUAUUCGAACGAAAAUCGGUAGAUAAAUUUAAAAUAGAAGCACCUGAUAUAGGACAAAUACAAAAAAUUCGAAUUGGUCAUAAUUCAGAAAAAUUCACUUCAGCAUGGUAUCUUGAAAAAGUACUUAUUCAACGACAUUUAAGUGAACAACCUGAGAAACAAAAACGAGGUUUUAAAUCUGGUCGAUCACAACGUCUUAGUCAAAUAAGUGCAACCGAUCCAAAUGUCGAAGAAUAUUGGUUUGUUUGUCGACAAUGGUUUGAUAAAAGUUCAGGUGAUAAAGCAACUGUUCGAGAAUUAUUACCAACUGAUGAACAAGGAAAUAUAUUAAGCGAUCGACAAGAACUAACAUAUGAGGUACAUGUCUUUACUGGUGACAAGUCUGGAGCUGGUAUAGAUGCAAAUGUUUUUCUAACAAUCUAUGGUGAAUCUGAAGAUACAGGUGAACGUGAAUUACAACAAUCGAAAACAAAUAGGAAUAAAUUUGAACGAAAUCAAAAAGAUGUUUUUGAAAUCAAAGCUGCAGGAUUAGGCAAAUUGAAAAAAAUUAAAAUUCGACAUGAUGAUUCAAAUAUUGGUUCUGCAUGGUAUCUUGAUCGAGUGGAAAUUACUGAUCCAGAAACAAAUCAACUAUAUCAUUUUGUCUGUCAAAAAUGGUUGGCUACUGAUAAAGAUGAUGGAUUAAUAUCUCGUGAAAUUCCUGCACUUGAAAAUAAAGCACUACGUUUAGCAGCUGCACGUGAAAGUUCUGCUAGAUCAUCAGUUGAUUACGGUUUAGAAAUGAAAACCAUAGCGACCACUUAUAAAAUUAGUGUUAUUACGUCGGAUGAAUUUGGUAGUGGUACAAAUGCUAAUGUUUAUAUUAUCAUAUUUGGAGAGAAUAAUGAUACAGGCAAAGUUCCAUUAGUAACAUCAAAAACAUAUAGCGAUCCAUUCGACCGAGAUCAUACUGAUGUAUUCGAAAUCGAAGCUAUGGAUAUUGGUGAACCAAAAAAGAUUAAAAUUGGUCAUGAUGAUUCAGGUUUUCGACCAGAUUGGUUAUUGGAACGUGUUGAAAUCGAUGUACCUAAAUUUGGUCGCAUAUGGAUAUUUCCAUGUGGAAAAUGGUUAAGUACAUCGAAAGGUGACUGUCAAUUAGAAGUUGAACUUUAUCCACAAAGUAUGGCCACUGAAGCUUAUAAACCAUACGUUCCAUAUGAAAUAAAAGUUUUUACAUCAAAAGUUUCUGGCGCUGGAACAGAUGCUAAUGUUCAUAUUGAAAUAUAUGGUGUUGAAAAAACAACUGGUCAAGUUAUGUUAUGUGGUAAAACAGAUCGAAAAGGCAAAUUCCGAACAGAUUCAGUUGAUACAUUUGUACUUGAGCUUGAAGAUGUUGGCAAAGAUAUUGAAAAAAUUCGUAUUGGACAUGAUAAUCGUGGUUUUGGUGCAUCAUGGCAUUUAGAUCACGUUGAAAUUCGUCGAUUAGAUAAAAAUCAAAAAACUAAAACAUUUAUAUUUCCAUGUCGUCGUUGGCUUGCUAAAGGUGAAGAUGAUGGAAGUAUUGUACGUGAUCUUCUUUCAGAAAAAGGGCAAUUACAGGUUCCAGAAAGAUACGAUGAAUGUGAAGAAACAAAUUGUCAAGUAGAAGUUGGAGGUGGAACAUGUGAUUUUAAUGGCAACGUACGAUUUCAUGAUCAACCAUUUAAACACAAGACAUCAGAAAUAUUAGAACAAACUGUUGAAGAUGUGUAUAAAGAUAUUCAAGAAUCGGAGAGCAUACCACAGACAGAUAGUAUGAUAGCCUGUAUGCCCACAAAUCAUGCGGGACAUUCCAGCCGUUUUUCAUUAUCAUCCUCAUCGUCGUCAUUAUUAGAACAAUCACGAGCACCGAUGCCACUAGCACAACUAACACAAUCGGUGCCAUUAGACCCAAAGUCAGGUCGAAAGCACGUAGCAAUAGCACAUACAAAUUUUUGUUUUGGUCUAUGCCGCCGUUCGCAGCAAAAUCAAAGUCGUGCGACUCAAUCUGAUCAACAUCAUACAUCUACUUCGAAACAGCGUCUGAUGAUCAGUUAUAACUGGGAUAGUCAAACUAUAUGUAAGAAAAUCUAUGAUCGUCUCCAAUCAGAUGGAUACACAGUAUGGUUUGAUGUUCAGAAUAUGCAUGGAUGUAUCUAUACGGCAAUGGCUAAAGCAGUUGAACAAUCACAAAUAGUUCUUUUUGGAAUGACUGAAAAAUAUAGACAAUCAGACAAUUGUCGUAAAGAAUUAACAUAUGCAUGUAAGCAACGUAAACGACUUAUUCCACUAAGACUCCAAGAAAAAUACGAUCCUAAUGGAUGGCUUGGUCUAAUUUCAGCUGAAUUGCUCUAUAUUGAUUUUACAAAAAGAGAUUUUGAUAUAAACUAUCGAAAUUUACUCAAGGAAAUUGAGUCUGGUGAAAAUGUUGUUUGA